AUGAAUCGUGCUAUUGAUCUAGUCACAUCGGUCAUCAACUCGGCACAGUCUGUCUUUGCUGCUAUCCAGCGUAUCAAAAAUGAACUCCACACAGAACAACUCGAUUUCGUGCACUUGUUUCGUGUCUUGACCAGGUCACGCCCAGAGCCAGGGUCUAUUGGCCAACAGCAUGAAUGUACCGCUGCUGAAUCGUUUGAAAUUGCUGUCGCGGCUCUUGCUGCGUUCGUGUCGUAUAGCCCGAUACCACUGGGUCGCCUAUGGACAGACAGCGUAAAUGAGGUUCUCGCAGCUUACGUUCCUGCGCAUCAACAAGCUGAAAGCGAGCCUUGGAUCAUGGAAGCAGAUCUUUUACCAAGACACAUUAAUUUGCUACGAGGGCACCACAUAUCUACAUCGAAAGCGCUAGCAUUCGUUGCUAUUCACAAAUCAACUGGACAAGUGGUGCUCUCGUUGCCUGGUACCAACAGCAAGCAAGACUGGCUGUCUAAUUUACAUUCAACCCCAACUGAAUUGGUUUUGCACAUAGCCAAGGGCAAGACGUGUUCACUCAGCGUUCAUGCCGGCUUCUUGACGAUCGCCAAGACUCUCUACAGCCAUCCUCAAAUGCGCGAAUACUUGUCCAAGGCCCUCUUGGCUGGCUUUGACGAUCUACUGCUAUCAGGUCAUUCACAGGCUGGUGCAGUGAUGUCCUUGCUCGGUCUGCUCUUGGCUUACCCGUCGCUGCCAUCCACGGACUCUGGCGAAGUCUCAGGGCGGUCUAAACGACGCAUGGUCUUUUGCAACAUCAAAGUCAUCACGUUCGGCAGUGGUGCCUGGUGUGCAGAAUCGUCGGAAACAGAUCUUCGCUCAUUUAUACAAGUCUCGAUUCAGAGCUUCGUCCGCUGCAAGAGAGAGUUGGCUACAUGGCGAAUCGACCCAGUUCCCUUCGUGGCCGAGAGUCUCCUGGAACCUCCAAGGUCUGGCGCAGCCCAAGAAAAGCCUUGUGCUUCAUCCAUGCGACCCGGAGGGGAUCUUUUCCUGCUGCUCGAUAGCCGAUCUAAGCAUGAAGAAGCUCAGAUCCGUCGCAUGACGGCAACAGAGCUACAACAGCUCUCGGGACUAGUUUGGCUUAAUUUGGAUGCUUCCGCUCACAGCAUGGCAGGCUAUGUAGCAUUUUUCUUGCGUCAGCUGUCUAAAGUUACUGGCGGACGUGGAGGCGGAGAAGUCAUGAGAGCAGCUGUACACCGCCUGGGCGUCAUGGCAUGUGCUGAGGAGAACCCAAAAGCGACUAUUGGUCUGUUGUUGGAGGAUAAGUCAAGUCCAUCACAGACUUCUCCUUCAUCAGACGAAGGGAGAAUUGCGCCGGAGAUAAACGAUAAGGAGGACAUUGAGGAGGAUGAGGAUGAGGAUGAAACAGCAGAACACGCAAUGAUGACACGGUCCAAGAAGAGAAGAUUGAGGUGA
Messenger RNA from Protomyces lactucae-debilis, 1443 nucleotides. RefSeq lists its product as uncharacterized. Bases 1 to 1443 code for a protein of 480 amino acids. The transcript has a single exon. Gene Ontology annotation, biological process: lipid metabolic process. The record is from RefSeq and is a predicted model, not a curated record. Lineage: Eukaryota; Fungi; Ascomycota; Taphrinomycetes; Taphrinales; Protomycetaceae.